AGUGUAUGUACAAAUGUGUACUGGUUAAUAUAAAUUAACUGGUAUACAUUUACAAGUUAGCCAGGACUGAAGCCAUGAAAGAGCCAGGUGUGAUUCUCUAGGGUCAAUCUGCUAAAGAUUUGGCCUGAGGGUUGUUUGUGUGUAGUGCUUGACAGUGGGGUUAAACCAGUUGUUUGGAUGACAUCGAGAGACUAGGGUGUGCAGUAAGUGGAGUAUAUAUAUAUAUACAUAUGCACGGUGACUUGAUUGUAUGCUGUACUGCUGUGAGGGCACUCACUGGAACCUCGGGACUCAACUCAGUCUGUGUGUGCUCUGGUUGAAUGUCAGGUGUGUCUGUGUAAGUAAAACGCUUACCUUGUUGUCGGACAUCUCUAAGCUCAGUUUUAAUUACACCUGUAGGCAACAGGUAGCUUCGGCACACCUUGAGGGAGCAGGUAGCUUCAGCUACCUCAUCAAAAUCUCCAGUUGUUAUUAGUGCCAGUUAUCAAGGAUUUGAAAUUCUCAAAACCAGGAACAUGUUGAUGUGUAGAUCAGGAAGUUACAAAGCAAGCGCUAACUGGAACCUUACCUGGAAGGAUUGACUGCACAAGUCCACAAACACUAUAAAAGAUAUGCAGUGUGCCUGAUUGAUUGCGUGACACCUGUCCUCACCUGUCGUGAAUAAUACAAUAACUCUAUUGUACUUGCCUGUAUUUACCUGGUCAACAGUUUGAUUCCGAAGUGUGACAAUACUCAAACUCUUGAGACGUCAUAAGCGGAUAAUCAACAUGUUCUAGUUGAAAGAUCAACACAAAAGGGGAGUAAUUCUCAGAUGAUGUGAAAGCACAAUGUCCGUCAGCAGCAGUCGGAGUGCCUUCAGCGAGCGCAGCUGUACCAGCACGAGUACCAAGAUCAGCGUGCCUUCCACUAAGUCCACCACAUCGUCGCGCUCGUACAACCCUUACAAACGGCAGUACCAUGUCGCUGAGGAUGUCGCCAACUGGUGGAGUAUUGGCGACUUCAUUCAGCCAGGCCUAACACAUCAGAGUGUGGGUCUGUCUUUGUACUCUGGUCGUAGUCUUUUCGACAACAACUCUGACGAGGAAAUAUGGGAUUUAGGUGAAUCCCUGCAGGAUCUUUACAGAGAGGUCGACCAGAGGUCACAGGUCAUUAGCAGUAGCUUUCGUAAGAGCAUCACCAACGACAGUAAAGUUGACAUAAAGAACUGGCUGGACAAGGACACAAAUAAUGGUCUGGUGCGUGUGUUCAGUUCAGAGUCUUCCAGCAAAGUCUCACAUCUGGUACCGACAACGCUGACAACCACAGCGCAGAGAAUUUGUUAUCAGUGCAACAUGCCGCCAAAUUCCCUUCACAUGCAGCUUAAUGGCGACAUUAUUCGGAGAUUGGAGCCGUACGAUUGUCCGCUGGAGAUACAGAACGAUUACCUUACAACCAUUGGCUACAACGACAUACGCAAGAUUCAGGAAGAGGGUGCCAAUGAAGACUUAGCCUACCUUGUCAAAUUUUAUGCCGGUAAGCCCUACCAUGAUGGGACAUAUGCCCGUAAUCAACUGCAGGCUUAUCUCAUGGUGCGUAAAGGGAAGCUACUCCAUCAGUGGGUGCGGCGGCUGUGUGUUAUGUCAGGAACCAGACUUCUUAUUCACAGAGAUAAAUCCAGUAGCAAUAGUAAACCAUUAGAAGUACAGCUUGCUAAUGGUUCUGUUGAAGAGGCUCAGGUCAAAGGUCAUGACUACUGUCUCAAGGUGACUUCCACCUUGCAAGGUGAAAAAUCUGUGUACCUUUCAUUUACGGAGGAGGCGGAGUUCAAAAAGUGGUUACGAAAAGCCAAGAAGGCCACCUCAAAACUGCCCACUAAGGCAGACUUGUCAAACUGUCACCUGGAAUUCUUACCUGAAACAAUAUUCAUCAACGAUGGUCUGAAGAUCCUGAAUUUACGACAUAACGUCCUGAAAGAACGUCCGCUUGAUGAAGACAUAUACACGAUAGGGUGGCUGGAUGACCUCCAUAGGUUUUACAAGUUACACAGCUUGAACCUGGCAGAUAAUGACCUGCUCCAGUUCCCAUCAUCCCUCUGUGAUAUCAAGACUCUGGCUGAGCUCAACCUGGCCAGCAACAAGCUACAGGAAAUCCCCUCCGACAUCAGCAAUCUGAAAAAUUUGCAGAUAUUCCAGCUACACAACAAUCAUUUAUCCUCACUACCUGAAUCUUUGUCCAUGCUGAAGAAACUUGUUCUCUUGACGUUGGCAUUUAACAACUUUACCACUGUCCCAGUGGCCUUGCUGCAAUCCCAAGAGUCUGAUAGACCAAAGGUCGACAGCUUCAUUCUGGCAGGGAACAAUAUUGUCAGAUUCUCCUCUGACACUUUAAAAAGAAUGAAGCAUGUGCGAAAACUUGACUUGAGAUUGAACAAACUUGUGCUGCCCCCUAGUGAGCAAGGGAAGUUAUCCAGUCUGGAGCUGGUGACACAUUUGGAUCUUAGAGACAAUAACAUUACAGACUUGGAUAUAAGGUGUUUGAAAAAAGUGGAAUAUUUAAACUGUUGUCGUAACAGACUGAAAACCCUUCAAGUGAGCGGCGUUUCACUGAAAACACUUCUUGCAAGUCACAAUCAACUGGAGGCAUUAUCAAUAAAUCCUAAACCUGAGUACCUAGAAACUUUGGAUGUAUCACAUAAUAGCAUUUUUGAGCUGCCAGACUGGGUUGUGGACUCUUUCUUUCUAGUCAAACUCAACAUAAGUCAUAAUCAACUGAUGCGCUUUCCUCCAGACAUGUUUGAGAACUGCCGAAAGCUGAAGUUUUUCCAUGCCAACCACAACAACCUGUUAGAGUUGCCUGAGAACAUCAACCCUUUGUGUAUAGAGGAAAUGUAUUUACAUCACAACAGACUGACACAGCUUCCACAAGACUUCCUCGCCAUGGCCAACAAGCUGCGUGUCCUGAACUUGUCACAUAACAACCUGCAACAGUUGCCUCCCUUGAAUGGGAAUGAGUCCCUCAACAAAGUGCAGGAGCUGUACCUGACAAGUAACCAGAUAGAAGACGAGGCGGUACAGGUGUUGUGUGGUUACCCACGCCUCAAGACACUGCAUCUGGCUCACAACAACAUCACAGAGAUCAGGGAAAGGGAUGUCAGUAAAUUGGAGCUGUUACAGGAGCUGAACAUUUCUGGGAACAAGCUGACUUACCUCCCUUCCUGCCUCAUGCAGAACAGCAAGCUGACCAUAUUACGUGCUAACUCAAACCAGAUUCACAGCCUGCCAGACUUUGGCAAUGCCAUGUCCCUCAGGGUGUUAGAGGUUGGUUGUAACCAGCUGAUGAAUGUAUCCAUGUCAAACCUUCAUUCUUCACAACUCAACCUACUGGAUGUAUCAGGCAACCCCAAACUCCUGGUUGAUUCCCACGACAUCGAAGGUCUUAGAGAGCACAAGAAGCUGCGGCCGGUUGAUCCAACUGGAACAAACCGGUUAUUGUGGGAUCUGACCUAUCAGCAAAAAGAAGCAGAGGAUCGUCUGGCAGAGCGACAGCGCUGGUUGGCUGGAUUCUCACAGACUUCUGGCAACAGAAACAAGCUCUCCGUAAAAGUGUUGAGCAUUGCCCAGCUACGUUCGGAGUCAGACGGAUUGUUUGCUGUGUUUGAUGGAGGACGGAAUGAAGAAGUUGCCCAAAUUCUUCUUGACAACUUCCCAAGCAUCAUUCAACAUGAACUGGCCAACUGUAAGAAGAAGGAACUCUACAUGAAAUAUGCUGUCCUCACUGCUCACAAGAAAUUAAAGGUUACAGGCCAGAAGUUGGGGGCGUCUGCUGUUCUUUGUCAUAUCAUCAAGGGAGAGAAGCCACACCAGCUGCUGAUCAACGUGGCUAACGUGGGAGACUGCGAGCUUGUGAUGUGUCGCCGUGGUCACGGCUACUGUUUGACGCGCCCAUUUAUGGUGUCACGGGAUAGAGAGGACUGUAAACGAAUUCUCAACUCUGAUGGAAUUAUUACUGAGGAUGACAAAGUGAAUGGGAUUUCCUGCACAACGCGCAUGAUUGGGUGUGCCUACCUUUACCCUCAAGUCAUCCCCAACCCACACUUCUUCAGCUACGCACUUCAUCCAGACGAUGAGUUUAUCAUAAUGGCCAACAAAGGAUUGUGGGAUUUCAUCGGCUACCAAGAAGCAGUGGAAGAGGUGCGUGGGAUUUAUGAUCCUGUUGCUGCGACAAAGAAAUUACAAGACCUUGCACAGGCAUAUGGCUCCAAAGAAAAUAUUGGGAUCCUUAUUUUGAGGAUCAAAGGGAGACAACCCAAAGUGAAUGGCACUAAUGGCCAUGUCAAGUCAGCUCCACCCACAUCUAUGACUGAAAAGCCAUUGGAAGGCUUCCGAUUGGCUGCUGAGUGCCAUGACAACUGGGGCCAUGAUGAGUGGGGGAGUGUGUACAGUCUAUCCACGACGACCACAAGUGACUUUGAACCGCUUAGUUUCACAUCUCAGUCAACUGCUGUGGAGCAGCACUCAGUCAGUUCGGGAAAUUCCAAAAAACUGAAAAAUACUCAACAAAAACCUGAUCUACCAAAUUCAAUGAAGACAGUCACUAAACCUGCCAUACCAAAGAAACCAACAAAUGUAUCAAUGAAGAAAAAAGAGAAGAAAGAUGAAUCCGUUUUGUCUCCUACAACUCACCCUGCAGAGAUAUCUAUCCGUCCAUUACCACGUCAACGGAUAACUGAUAAGAACCCAGUGGAAGAAUGGGAAAGCAUAUUACAGGACCGACUCUCAGAGGAGGUGAAGAAUAAAGAGUUACAGUACAUGUGGGGUGCGCAAGAGGAAACGAUUGACAUGGACAGCAGCUUUGGGGCAGUCCCACCCAAUGGCACAUCGAGUAACUGGUCAACAGUGGGAAAGAAGAAAGGAGAUCACAUUGCUGCACAAAUAAACGAGACAAACAAAUCUCUGACCACCAUUGACCAAAAAAAUGAGAAAUUGUUCGCUAAAGGUAUCACUAGCCCGCCAUGGUCGCAGUCACAGUUGGUGAUGAAAUUAGAGGAGGUAGUGGCAGCUUCGUCACCAGAGAAGGAGGCAAACGCUGAGCCAGCAUCCCCGCCUCCAACACAGAAUGAUGAGGAGUACAUACGCUAUGCUGGCCCAACCGUUGAUCGUGAUGCACUGCUCUUCCAUCAGAUGAAUCAGGCGAGGGCCAAAAGCAGCAGUAUGGCCAGUAUUGAUACGGUGAAAUCUGACAUUGGUGCGACUCGCUCGGGUGUGCUGGCGGCGCAGUGUGCUCCAAUUUCACAUAGCAUUGAGGUGAUUGUGCGUGACGACCCAGAUGAAGGGUACGAACCACAUGAGGAGUACAUCCCAGAGGAAGGGGAAGUAUUUGAAGCAUACGAUGAUUACUAUCAGGGCUCUGUGUCCAGUUUAGAUGAGGAUUCUUUCUCUGAAGGCAGCUUUGUUGUAUCUGACCUUGACCUCAAUUCCAAUUCCAGUUCUCUGAUUCAACUUGCUCCGAAAGUAAAACACCCCGAUAAUGACCGGACUCCCUCCAAUUCUGCCAGUGAGGAAACCCUGAAAAAUUCAGAGGAAGGAAUCUCAUCCUCGCACCCAAUGUAUCACAACCUGAAUAAACUACAGACAGCCAGUCAGUACUCUGUCGCCCAGAUAAGUAAUGUAUCCAGCUCCUCAAGCAUACCAAGUGUCGCCACCCUGGUCGUCACACAGUUGUGACACCAAUGUGACAUCUACACUUUAUACUGAUCUGCGACAUAAUCCUCAAGCGUACCAAGUGUCGCCAUCCUGGUCAUC
This is a messenger RNA of Liolophura sinensis, 5780 nucleotides long. Its product is annotated as PH domain leucine-rich repeat-containing protein phosphatase 2-like. The record is from RefSeq and is a predicted model, not a curated record. The transcript has 18 exons. Bases 828 to 5702 code for a protein of 1624 amino acids. Lineage: Eukaryota; Metazoa; Mollusca; Polyplacophora; Chitonida; Chitonidae. Gene Ontology annotation, molecular function: protein binding.